This is a messenger RNA of Portunus trituberculatus (swimming crab), 3432 nucleotides long. RefSeq names its product histidine--tRNA ligase, cytoplasmic-like (gene HisRS). Gene Ontology annotation, molecular function: histidine-tRNA ligase activity; ATP binding. Gene Ontology annotation, biological process: histidyl-tRNA aminoacylation; mitochondrial translation; nematode larval development. Gene Ontology annotation, cellular component: mitochondrion; cytoplasm. The record is from RefSeq and is a predicted model, not a curated record. NCBI's taxonomy places the organism in Eukaryota, Metazoa, Arthropoda, Malacostraca, Decapoda, Portunidae. The coding region runs from base 388 to 2037 and encodes 549 amino acids. The transcript is spliced from 11 exons.
UCGCACUGCACACAGAAAAAUACAUAAACCAAUAUAUAUCUAAAAUGAAAAGUGAACACUAAUACACGAACAAUUCAAUAUAAGAAAUUCAAAAGUUACUCUUAUGAUAAUGCACCACCAGCCUUGCCUGUGUGAAGGUUUGACAAGAGAAACCCCGUGAGGUGCAGCGCGAGGUAAGCUCAAGAUCACCUCAGGAGUCGGGAGUCGGGACAGAGAGGUGCCGAGGACGAGGAGGUAAACAAAGUCCGCGUGCCUCACAUAUAUCAUGGAAAAGUUGAGUUGGAGUGUAAGCAUUCAUCACCCCCUCAAAAAAUGACAAUCAGAUCAUGGCACUAUAGCUAAAGGUGGACAGUUAGAAUAACUCUGCGGGGCUGAAGGGAACACAGCAUGGCACUCUUUGGCCCUGCAAGGCGGUGCCUAGCGUGUAUUAGCCGAGCGAUGGUGAUGGUUGGAAAAGACUCGCACCUGGCUGUGUGUGCGACCCAGCCCUCAGUUCUCCCUGGCACAAGAGGCUUGGCAUGUAAGAUGGACAACCAACUGUCUGACCUCGUUAAUAAACAGUUGAACACGGAUGCAGCAGCGUCUAACAAGAGUCCUGUGAAUGACAAGGCUGGCAACCAUUCCAAAGGGUCACAAAAUGAAAAGGCUGGCGGCCAGUCCAAAGGGAAGGGAAAGUCAGGCAAGUUUGUCCUCAAGACCGCCAAGGGAACAAGGGACUAUGGCCCCAUGGAGAUGGCCUACAGGCGGGAGGUGUUCAGUGUGAUCUACUCAGUCUUCCACAUGCACGGAGCGGUUCAAAUUGAGACACCAGUGUUUGAGCUGAAGGAUGUGCUGACAGGAAAAUAUGGUGAAGACUCGAAGCUGAUCUAUGACCUUGAAGACCAGGGUGGUGAGAUCCUCUCCUUGCGCUACGACCUCACAGUGCCGUUUGCACGAUAUGUGGCCAUGAACAAAAUUGACAACAUCAAACGUUAUCAUGUAGCGCGUGUUUACCGCAGGGAUUCCCCCGCCAUGACCAGAGGCCGCUACCGAGAGUUCUACCAGUGUGACUUUGACAUUGCCGGCCAGUUUGACCCCAUGAUUCCUGAUGCUGAGUGUGUCCAGCUGGUGGACCAGGUGCUUUCCAAGCUGGGACUGGGAGAGUUCACCAUCAAGAUUAACCACAGAAAGAUUCUGGAUGGCGUGUUUGGGUCCUGUGGUGUCCCUAGUGAUAAGUUCCGUCCCAUCUGCUCCGCCGUGGACAAGCUAGACAAAUCACCAUGGGAGGAAGUGAGGAAGGAGAUGGUGGAUGAGAAGGGACUUGAUGAGGAAGUGGCAGAUAAGAUCGGGAAUUAUGUCAAGUUUUCUGGCAAAGAAGAACUCCUGGAGACACUGGCCAAUGAUGAACUGUUGAAGAGUUCUCCAUCAGCCCAGGCUGGCUUUGCAGAUCUAAAGUUGCUGUUCCAGUACUGCAAAAGCCUGGGAUGUGCAGACCACCUGGUGUUUGAUAUGGGUCUUGCCCGGGGCCUUGAUUACUACACUGGUGUCAUUUACGAGGCAGUGCUUACAGCGGGACAGAACAUUGGAGAGGAAGGACCAGUGGGCAGUGUGGCAGGGGGGGGCCGCUAUGAUGGGCUGGUGGGCAUGUUUGAUCCAAAGAAGAAGACUGUUCCCUGUGUUGGAUUGAGCUUUGGUAUUGAGAGGCUCUUCACCAUCUAUGAACACAAGAUGCGUGCCGAGAAUAACAAGGUGAGAGCGACCCAGACGGAGGUGUUUGUGGUCACAGCUUGCAAAGGAAUGGUGCACGAGAGGCUGAAGCUGCUGGGUCUGUUGCACCAGGCUGGCAUCAAGGCAGAGGGCAGCUACAAGAAUAAUGCUAAGAUCCUCAACCAGCUGCAGUAUGCUGAGGACAACAAGAUCCCACUGGUGGUGCUGAUUGGAGAGUCUGAGGUGGAGGCUGGUGUGGUGAAGAUUCGCGACACUGUCACCAGGGAGGAGACCACCAUCAAGAGGGAGGAGCUUGCUGAGACAGUGCGGCAGAAGCUGGCUUGCCUCUGAGCGUCCACCAGGUGUUCUAGUGUUGCCUUUCCAACACACUACGGGAUGUGGGGAGGAGGGACUUGCCAGCUAGGAGUCUGAUGUUGGUUGGGUUCUUGAUUCUAAAUUUUUAUAAUCCCCUUGUUUGCUUUAAAAUUUUCUGAAACAAUUAUGCUAGUAUGCUGAUUGAUGGCAGCUUACCAAGCCAAACAGUGAUGCACAAUAGUUUAAUUUUAAAUUUUAAUUUUACUAAGAUGUCAUGUGAUCAUAAGGAAAACCAACACAACAGAAAACAGACUCCAUAAAGUUAGGGCUCAUUGUUAAAGUUUCCUUAGGAGCUGUGUGUCUGCCUGGACAGCUGUGGUGCAGUGCAGGACUGAUGGACAUGUCAGCACCAGAAACAAUGAUGAUGAUCAUUUGAUUAUUUAUUAAUGAACUUAGUUUUUUUAAGAUUCACUGCAGUUUGAUACUGACUGUAAAAGAGAUUCCUAUACAGUCAAGUCCCAUCACACUGUCAGACCAUCACCUGUACAGAUCCAUCAGGAGCAGCACUUCUCAGCUUCCUCAUCUCUUGCCACACUUCCAACACACUUAACAGAACAUCCCUCUUUCCCAUGUUUCACCAGUAGAUUGAGUUGAACACCAAAUAGGAAUGGUGAUGGUUGGGUACUGGUUGUAAUAUAUACAAUGUUUGGGGAAAUAUCUGAGAUCACCUUUGUUUUAUUUAUGUCUUGCAGAUUUUUUAACACAGUUGUAGUUAACACAAUUGUAGUAAAGUAUCAUCAGAUGCAGCAGUGAACAAAAUGCAGGAGUGUGAGGGCAAAGUCUGGAAAAUUACUCUAAAUUGUAACAUGGUUACUGCUGCAACCUCUCUUUCCACCUUCCUGGGUUUUCUUGCAUUUAUCUGCAAAUACUUUUUAAAGUGUUUACAUGGUUUGUGAAUGCCUGGAUGAAGUGCGUGGUCAAUAUGUGAUAAGAUGACGCAAGAUUACCAAAGCUCUUUUAUAUUCCGUUGUCAUCGCUAUAAGGUCUGGUUCACCUUACACAAGUGUGUUGGAUGGGAUGGAAAAUAUCUUUCCCCCUUCUAACACACACCACAAGGUAAAUGAUUAUGUAAUUAUUAUUUAUACUGUAUUAAGUUUGCAAACUGUGUUUGUAGUAACGAGGUACAUGGCAUCACAAUUAUUCUACAACUGUAUGUGGGAGGUAUUUCAUUGACUGCAGUUGGCAGUUUCUUUAUUGUGUUAUACACAAUGUGGUCAGAACCUUUUCCAUUAUUCUCUCUUAUGGAGGAAGAGCAACAUUCACCAGCCUGCAGAGAGCAACACUGCAUCAGUCUGCUUUGCAUCACUUCUACUGAUGCUCACCAGCAGACUGCCAAGGUCACCUUUUUUCAAUAAAGGUUUCUCCAGUGAG